This is a messenger RNA of Macrobrachium nipponense, 9412 nucleotides long. RefSeq lists its product as uncharacterized. NCBI's taxonomy places the organism in Eukaryota, Metazoa, Arthropoda, Malacostraca, Decapoda, Palaemonidae. Gene Ontology annotation, biological process: actin cytoskeleton organization; regulation of cell migration. Gene Ontology annotation, cellular component: bicellular tight junction; plasma membrane; cytoplasmic vesicle. The record is from RefSeq and is a predicted model, not a curated record.
CGCAAAUUAGAUCGCCUUUAUUUCUGUCACGAAAAUAACACUUCUUGCAAGAAGGUUGAAGAGAGACUCGAGAGAGAGAGAGAGAGAGAGAGACGGGAGGAGAGAAAGAAGAGAUCAUGAUGCUUGUGAUUUGCCUUGCUUUCAGUUAAGAGCAGUAUUUUUGCAGGGCCUUCCCGAAUGAUCCUCGUGGUGUCAUGACAUGAACCAUGACAUCGUCGCAGAACACCACCACUACCAACACGUUCACUGCCUCCCAUCGCAACACCCUUUCCCAGUUACAGAGUACCACAUAUGGACAGAGUUUCAGUGGAAGUGAGACAGAUGUGAGCACCUCUACUGAAAACUUGAGUCCUGAGGAGCGUUAUGCUUUAGAGCAUACACAGCGACAGGAGCCACAGGGACAAGAGAAUGUUGGUAGUGCAGUGUCUAGAAUGGCCGGCACACAAAAUACAUGUGUGUCUGCGCUAGUGACGGGUGGAGCAACUACAAUAUCCAUGGCAAGAUCAAAUGAAUCCAAUGCCUCCAUCAGCAGCAGCACAAAUACUUUGAUUAUCCAUAACUCCCAAACUGAUGAUUCUUGGAGUCACAGAUGGAUGCCAGGGGGAUUCUCUACUCCUGUGGCCGGACGAAAGUCUGGGUCUUCCACUCUGAAUAGUGUAACAGACACCAUCAACUUCAGUUCUUCCCUCAUUAAUUCCCCCCUUCUCCUAGACUCCACUCUAACCCAGAAGAACUCUGUAUCAUCAUAUUUAAGUGACAGUAUUCCUGGCUCUCCCAAAUUAUCAACACGUAGUUCUGCUAUGAAAUAUCAUGCUGCAACUGAUUUACCUGAUAUUCCAUCUUCAUAUUUAGACCAAUCGGAAGUGUUAAAACAUCUGUUGAACCGAGAUGGAAAAUGUGGACAGAACAACCAGAGUGCUUCAAGUUCAAACAGUGGCAUAGAUAUAUUGGAGAGUGUGGGUACAGUCAGUAAAAAUACAUCUCAGUUACCGUUACUAAGUGACUUAGAUACAACGGUGAAUUACGUCAAUUAUCCUCCUCCUCCUGCGUAUCCAAUUUGGCGAAUGGAAGACUCUGAAAAGUCGGAACACAUCGAUUUAUCAAAGUCAAGUCUCUCAAAAUCACAGCCUGACUUGAGCAGGCUAGGAGGCUCUAAGGAAAUCUCAAGUCCCAAAGAAUUGUUGAGCCAAAGAAUUGUCUCUGGACAAACAGACAGCAGUGAAGGUCAUCUACAGGAGCGAGCUGAUAUUUUAGCCAGGGAGAAUAAUGCAUUAAAGAUUGAAGUUGACAUGUACCACAGAAAAGUAGCCAAACUUCAGCGCUUUGAAAUGGAAAUAAUUAAAGUUCAUGAAGCGCAUGAAGCCUUAGUCAAGUUGUCAGAGCGCAGAGAGCAGCUAGAAAGGCUUGCACGGCACAAACUACAUGCAGAAGUGAAACGACUGACUGACCUUAAUGCAGAUUUAAAGGAUCAGGUUGAUGUUCUUUCAACCCAGAUAGCUAGCCGGAGCUUACCUACAGAUAGUGCUGAUGCCCUGCAAAAGGAACUUAACAAAAGAGAUGUUUUUAUUGCUCAACUUGUAUCACAAAAUAAAGAAUUAAUAGCAGCAAAGGAAAGGCAAGAAAUAGAAUUAACAGCCCAAAGACAAACAUUGAACGAACAGCGAACUCACAUAGAUAUCUUGGACUCAGCCCUUACUAAUGCUCAAGCUAAUGUUGUUAAACUUGAGGAAGAGUUACGUAAAAAGCAGAAUCUUGUAGAGCAAGCAGGUCAGUUAAAAAGACUGCUUGUUUCAUUGCAACUUGCAGCAGAUAGAAGAGAGCAGUCUGAGAAAAAUCUUCGCUUCAAACUAGAGAAAGAAAUUGAACAGCUGCGAAUGGGUUAUAAGCAAGAAGGACCUGACAGUAAGCUUAGUGAUUUGAGGCGUGAAAUUCGUGAAAAAGAAGAGAAGAUAAUGCUUUUAGAAGGGGAAGUGACCAAAUGGGAGCAGCGUUACCUCCAGGAGUCAGCCAUGAGGCAGCUGGCUAUUGAAGCUGCAUCUAUGCCCAAGGAUGCUAAAAUUGGCCUGGAGAAGACUAGUCAAGAGAGUGAACGACGCAUUGCACAAGUCCAAAUCGACAAAAUUCGACACAUGGAUGAAAUCCAUAAUAUGAAUAAGAAACAAGCUGAGUAUGAAGCAAGGAAUCGUGAAUUGGAGACCCAAAUAGCUGAGAGAAAUGCAAUGAUUCGUGUUUUACAGAAAAGAUUAGAGGAGAAAGAAAAUGUAUAUCAGAAUGCACUGAGAAAUUCACUUGGUGCAGGGAAAAGCACGGAUGGAAGAAACAGCAGUAGUAACACCAGUCUGUUCCAGUCUCAUAGUUCUCAAGCUUCCACUGCUCAUUCUUAUAGUAGUAGUGGUGGUGGUGUUGGAGGUGCUGGGGCUGGUUCCAGUGCUCCAAGUACUCCAAGACGUGAUGAGGAACUUGCUUUCCACGGUAUUGCAGGUCAGGAAAGGCAUACCAGUGGUUAUUUGUGCCAGAGCAAAGAUUACCGAUUCCUCCAAACUGAUAAUUUUGGAGGUGCCGCUCAUUCCUCUGCUACUUUGCCUGACUUGAAUGACGACCUUCUGGUAGACAAAGAAGAUGGAGUCUUGGGAAAACUGGGUGUGGUGUGUUUUCCAGGACUGGCUCAUCCUGGCUUUGCAGCUGGAGAAGGCACGCUUUCCAAGUCACUACUGGCGUGUGUAGAACCACACUCCUCUCUCAUCCCUUCUACUAGACACCCCAAUAUUGAUUUGCCUCUUAUGGGUCUUGGAGUGGGGGGGCUGGAUUCCCCCUCCUCAACUCAUGGUUCUUAUCAUACCCAACCCUCUGAAUCUCUCCGAUCUUACUGUAUGGAAACUAUGAAUCAAACUCCAGCAUCUCAAAGAAAAGAUUUCUCACUUUGUGGCCAGCAAUCUCACUCCAAGAUUUGUCGUGAUGCUUCAUCUGCCUUACAGCCAGUUGACCACCUGAACUGUGAUCCUCCUCCAUAUCAUGGUCGUCAUGAACUGUUAAUUCAGCAAGCCGGAGCCUCUGGAAUGCAGUCAUUACCUGCACUGUCUCAUCCUGCCGAGCAGGGUGCUGCAAUGCUUACUAGUCCACCUCUUUCUCCUAAGCUUGCCAGUGAUAUGCCCUUACCACGGCCACCAAUGUGUCGUAAUCCGCACCACCCGACUGUUGCAUGCAGGAAAUGUAACAGUGUCCGUACUAGUAACAGACAGAAUGCAGCAAUUCUUGUUCGACGUGCCAAUUCUAGUGCUGGCCAGGUUAACAGGAACUCUGCACCUGUUCCUGGAAGCCAGAGUUUACUAGAUACUGAUGAUGCUCCUAGUAUACUAGCUCGUCUCCGUAGAGAGUGGCAUUUAGGAAAUAUACCACCAAAAUUAAAAAAUCCACCAACCCAGGCUUCACCAGCUACAAGUGCAGAAUCACAGCAAACUACCAGUACCAAAUCUGGUAGUCAAGCAGAUAAUAUAGCAAGUAAAAAAAUUGCAGAUCAGCAACAAAAUAGCUUAAAGAAGGUAACAUCUCCAGCAAAAAUCUCGGAAAUGAGUCAUAUUUCACCUGUUUCUAAUAUCUUGUUACCACAGAACAAUACAAAUUCUAAUAGUAAUUCUACAUCAUCAAACAUUGUUAACCAGGCAAAAGAAGUGCAAAAUAACUUACCAGUAGAUAUUUUGAAUACUCAUAAUCCAGAGUUAGUAUCUUCAUCAGACAAGGACAAAAAUCCUUCACAAUCUUUAAAUAAUAGAACUGGUAGCACUGAUCAAGUCAAUGAAAAUAAUGAUCGAAAUCAGCAAAAUAAUAAUGAAGAUGGCAAAAUUGAAUUGGUUAUUUUAGAAGAUUCGGAUCACCUUAAAACCCCACAAAAUAGUCAUGAUAGCUCCAAAAUAUCUCUGCAAAAUGUUAUUUGAUAUUUCAUAAAUGUUAAGGACAUAGUAUUUCCAAAAUACUUAGGUCUGUUGUAAUUCUUCUAUAUUGUAGAUGUUUAUGGAGGACACUUUUGACUUUGAACAAGUCAGAUAUGAAAGAUAUCCGUCCAAUGUUGGUGUGUCUCAUUAAAUGUUUAUGGAAUAUUGAAAAUCAAUUCAUAUAUAGUUUGGUACAGAAAUUGUAGAAACUUUCAUUUCAAAGUAUUAAACUUGAGAAUCUCCAACUCUUAUUAAAGACUGUGACAAGCUUCAAAUUAAUAGUCAGUGUCAGUCAUGAAAGGUUGACAAGAAUUGCUGAGGUACUGCAUCGUUGAAGGUAAAUAUUAUACAGCUUCCUGAUUCUGUUGAGUUACAGCAUCACUUUCAGCUGUCAAGGUAAAUAUGUAAAUGUGUAGUGUCCUUAUUUACAGCUCCCUAGUAACCAAGAAUAGUUAAAGUUUAUGACCCUGGAAUUUUUUAAAGAUAAAAUAUUUAAAUCUUUAUAAUCCAUUCUGGAAGUAAAUUAGUAUAAUGUUUACCAUAGUUAAGCUUAUUGUUCCUUUAUGCAAUAUUUUAAAGGCACAUCAUCAUAUUCUUUUCACCUUACAUGUUGAGGUUGUAUUGUUUUCUGUUGGAACCUUUGAUGUCAUGUGCUGUCAUAAUUGAGCAAUAACGUUUUAAUAAAUGAAUUCAUGCUAUCUUUUUUGUUUUGGUGCUAUAUUAAGUCAAAUAAUGCUUUGAAACAUUUUUCUUUGUAAUAGAGUCCUAAAUGUGGUAUUCUGUAGAGUUAGGUUCUUCUUUUUAGUAUGUUUUCCUUGUUUUUAUCAGUUUAAUUAUAGCUUUUGGCUUGCAACCUCUUCAUUGAUGAUCAGUCUUUUGUCUUGAACCUAAGCAAGUUAAUUAGUUGCUGAUAUUUCCACUUCCUUUAUCUGUAAAUGUUAUUCUUUUUCUUGAAAGCCAGGGAGAGUACAUAUGUAAAGGGUGGGUUACUUGAGAGAGAAGCGCUUCUAAAGCUUGAAUAUUGCCCAUUAAGUGCAUGACAAAAGCAUCAUGCAGGAUAAAGUAGUUUGAGGAUAAAACCCUACAAGCUGUAGAGCUGAAUUAUGUGCUGCCAGAAAAAACUGAUGCUGGUUUGGGACUGCAGAUAAAUUGCCCUGAUGGAAUUAGGUAUUUAGUAACCGCAUAUACAACUUGAGGUAUGGAACAGCCUAGAAGUAUUUUGAGGUGUGUUUAAAUCAGAUAGAUGUAAAAAAUAGUAUUUUUGCAUUUUCCACCUCCCAGUACUACUAUUGUUGACCAUCCAUCAUAAUUGAGACAGAAACAGGAAACAGAUUAAACACAUUUAAGGGAAUUUGUAUGCAAGUGGGAGAGUUUGGUUGAAAUUUAACAGUAAAAUUGCCAUGUAUUUGGUAGCAAGUGCUCCUGACCCUAUGACAAUUUGACGUGUCGCCAACCGACGGACAGUUUGAUAUCAAGAUUCCCUGGCCCAGGUGCUAAUUGUUAGUCUUGUUAGGCAAACAGUAUUGGAAUUUCCCAAUGAGUCAUCCAACUUGAUGCUUCAGGAUCAGCCCUCUUGCAGUUUUUUGUACUUUAUCCUUCAAGGCUGUAGUAGUUUACAGGUACUAUUUUUUUUCAAGAUAUGUCUCACGAUAAGUAUCAAAUUGCCCAUUUAAUUUUGAAAUACCCAGUGUGUUUUUAAGCCUUUCAUUUCUGUUUCAAUGAUGUAAGAUUAUUGACAUGUUUGAAGCUUAGAGGUUGAAUGGUUUAUAACCUAAUGCAUGAUUGAUGAGUAACAGUGAGUAAUAACAGGCUUUCAAGAAAUUUUCCUGUAUCUGUAGACUGUAAUUUUGCACAUCUUUCCAGCCACAAAGUUUUUCUUUCUUAAUUUUAAUAUUUAUAAGAUCAAACAUUAUUUGAAGUUGAUAUCAAUGGAAAAAGUUGAAGUAAGAUAUGUUUUGAUGCUCCACUCCAUUAUGAUUUCUGUUCUUUGAGGAUAUUUUGUCCCUGAUUUCAGUAUUAACAGUUGCUCAAAGGGAAUUGUAUACUUUAGGUUGGGCAUUAUCUUCACAUCUAAGACUCAUGUUAGGUAAGCAUUAAAAUGGCAGUAUUUGAAUCACAACCCUUUGAAAAUAUACUAUAUGAAACCUUUUAUGGAAAUAAACUACAUGAAUCCUUUUAGAAAUUGUGAUAUGGAUAUUACAUGUUAUAUGAGGCAUAGAGUACAGUAUGUACAUAGAAUUUUAGUUCAUUGGUGUUAAGAUGUCUUCAUGUAAUGAAAUACAUAUACCUGUUUACAUAAGUAACAGUGAGUUUUUUCAAUAUGUACGAUUUAGUCCUUUACAGAUACAAAAGAGAUAAAAAUAUCUGCAGCUAAUGCUUGCUUUGUUUAGAUAAGAUGACAUCACAUUAAUGCUAAUGUAAUUUUAGUAGCUAACUUUGAUUCAAUGCUUUAUUAUGAACUUUAUUUCAUUCUGAAACAGUUUUUGUAUAAUGUAAUGUAUGUGCAUAUAAUACUACUUUGCUGAGGGAAAAGUGUUUUAAAAGGUUCCUGUUACUAUUCAACCAAAGAUUCUUGUUCUUGAUCUUUAUCUUACCUUCCAUUUCACUCUCGCUGGUAUUUCCUAGAAUUUUUAUUUCAAUACUAUUGGUUAUUGAACAAAUUUUGAAAGGAAACACUGAUUAGGGUGAAGUAAAUGUAUUAUAUAAAACCAUAGUUACUUAAUAAAGUACACUAGAGAUAUAUUUUUAUGUAACUACAAUUUGUACAUAAUUAGUGUUUCAGAGUCAUGCCCUAUCACUACUUUUACCUUAUUAGGUGGAUAUUUUGGACUCAUACUAUUUGUAAGUAGUGUAAAAAAUGUUUGCUAGUUCCUGCAGAUAUAUUUUAUUAUUCUUUUAAAUGUCUUUAUCUUUUUACAAAGGCAUGUAAUAUAAUUGGUAGUUGUAUAGUAUCAGCAUCUAUUUUUUCCAGCCGUAUUUUCAUAAAAUGAUUUUCUCAUCAGCUUGAAACUAUUCCGAUACUGUUAGAAUUUCUGAAGGAAAUACAGUAGUGCUCAUAAACUGUGGUAUAAUUUUGGCAUAUGCUAUAAUUAUGUCUUAAUGUUUUUUUUUUAUGUGUGUGUGUACUUAAUUGAUAUCAAAUUUAGAAAAGGUAAAAGUAUUAACUUCAGAUAUAUUUGCUGGUUUUAUUUGCUUGCAUAUAUAUUAUAUAUGUAUAUGUAUAUGCAAAAUAUCAUAUGGUCUUUGUUGUUCCUAUUCGUGAGUGUGGCAUUUUCUUAUCUUAUACAUAAUGUGGUUUACUUUUCUGAAUGUCAUGUGGGCUACUUGAUAUGAAGGGAAUUUAUUAGUUUUGAAAUUACUUUUGUAACAUUUGACAGAAUUAAUUUCUUACUGGAGACUUGUUAGAAGGACUUUGUAAAGAAACCUUUGAAGGGCCUGUAGCAUGAUGGAAAGGGUUUCUUUAUUUUAUACUUAUCAUAAGACCCUAUAAAAUGUCUUCAUUUGCUCUCUGUGCCAAAUGCAUCAAAUAUACCAUUGCUUAAUGGAAGUGUCACAUUUAAUGCUAAAAUUAACAAAGAUAUGGUUUAAUAGUUAUAUUUUGCUCAAUUUAGCUUGCAGAAAUUGUGACUAUUCAUGUAGAAAUUAAUGUUCAUUGGUGUGAGAUUAAUAAAUUUCUUUUUACCAUGGUGCAUCCAAGUUCAUUUCAAGUGUCAUCUGUUCUGAAAGAGGGCAUUCUCCUCAGUGGUAGGUCCAUUACUGACAAAUAGUUAGUCAAUUCAUUCCUGUAUUUGGGUAACAAUAGCUAUUGUUAGCAGCAGCAUCAGCUUUCAACAAUUCAUUCAACUAUUGAAGUUCCCCACAGACAUUUUUAGAUCUUAAGUAUAUAAUUUUCAGUUCAGUGGUUGUAGGAAGUCGCCAAAUGUCUCCUUUUACAGUAGCACUAGAUGUUCUUCAUUUCCAGCCUCAUUAUUAUAUAUCAUCAUUACCAUUAAGGGCUGAAUGGCCUUUGCUGCCCCAGUGCUUGGUGUUACACCUAAACUUUAUAAAACCAACCAACCAACCAACCAACCAAUCAUUACCAUAAACAGAUUGUGUCGGCAUGCAUUUUUUUUCCUACACUGCAAGUUUUUUUUUCCUUCGGUUUACUUUUUGCAAUAAUGAUACCAAAUAUACUUGCUGUCCCAUUCACUAUUGUUAAUGAAGUCAUUAAAACUAGUAUGUUUAUAAAAAUCAGAACUUUAUAUUUAUUUGGUAAGUAAAGUUCACAAACAGUAUAACGAAAAUGUACCACCCUUUGUAUUGGUUGUGCACUGCAUUUGCCUAAAAGUCCAUACUCACCAUGCACAGGCACAAAGUCUUCCUCCGGCAAGAAGUAAUGUCAAAGACAUAUGUCCAUGGAACAAACAUUUCCUAUGCCAGCUUCAGUAUUGUAGACAGGAAUUAGCAGAUAGGUGCCCAUUUGAUGGCCAUAUUUCCCUGAAAUAAUAAAGAGUCUUAAAAGUAAAAAUGAUGGAACAAACAGCUACAAAUAAUGAUAAAGAUUUAAAUUUUUGUUUGUUAGCUCCUUUAUCCAGAUAUGAUAGCAUUAAACCAUUUUUAAAAUGGGUAGCAUUUCUAAAAGCACAGUGCCUGUAGCAUUCAUAACUUUUGCAUUAUGUAAAUCCAUCACCGUUUAUAUGUAUUUUAAUACCUUAAGAACAGGUGUUUGCACACCAAACACUGGAUAAUCAUCAUCUUUUUAACUUUGUAACCUUUAUUGACAAGAAAACUGGUGUUUGACAUGCAACCUAAAUAUUUAGCUUAUACUCAUUUGUGUUGUAUUGUCAGUUAAUACACUUCAAUUGAAAUGUGGUUGAAGGAGCAUGAUUUCUAGUGUUUUGGUAUGAAGAAAUUUUUUAGCUGUAAAUUGAUUUAUUAUUUUUUGUUAAAGGCUGGAAUAUGAAUAGAUGUUGUACUUUAUAGCACAAACGUUGGCUUCCAUUUAUUAUUAUCAGCUUCUUUACCUUGGUGAUAUUAAUUUCGUAACCCUUUCAUACACUAUUUUCAUACUUUUAAGACUUGUUUUUGUGCUUACUAUUUUCAUAGAAAUUGCAUUUCCCAUUCUUGGAAAUUCUUCCUUGGCCAUAUGGUAGAGUGCUAUAAUGAGUUGCGUUUAUAUAAAUGGAUAAUUAGUUAGCUUAGAUCCUUAAGUUUUGACUUGUUUUUCAUAAACUAUGUAAUCAGAAGUUUCUGGUUAUGGCUAGAUGUUUCAUUUUAUCAAUUUUUAUGAAUUUUGACAGAUGUAAAACUGUGAUGAAUCUCUUGUUCUGUGUAAUUAUAGUAAACUAAGAAUUUGUGUACAACUUGGUUACAUGUUGACAUUGAAGACUCUCUAGAAGGGCAUUCUUAUACUUAUCCAAAAUUGCAAUAUUUUUUGUCUUCCAGAGUUUCAUGGCUGUUUUAGAUAUUGAUGGAGACAGUAAAUAAAAGUAUCUUUUUUAUAA